This is a messenger RNA of Letharia lupina, 1803 nucleotides long. RefSeq lists its product as uncharacterized. Gene Ontology annotation, molecular function: ATP binding; ATP hydrolysis activity. Gene Ontology annotation, biological process: mitochondrial respiratory chain complex III assembly; protein insertion into mitochondrial inner membrane from matrix. The transcript has a single exon. The coding region runs from base 1 to 1803 and encodes 600 amino acids. Gene Ontology annotation, cellular component: mitochondrial inner membrane. NCBI's taxonomy places the organism in Eukaryota, Fungi, Ascomycota, Lecanoromycetes, Lecanorales, Parmeliaceae. The record is from RefSeq and is a predicted model, not a curated record.
AUGGCUAUUAACGAUGCUCUCCGUGCUCUAAAGCAUACCGAAUUGCCUACUGACAACUCAACUACUAGCGUCACACAGCUCCCAGCCAACAUCCUGGAGGCCUUCAUUCCCGGUUACUCUAUCAUCUCAAAAUUCUUGCUAGAUUCUUUAGGCUUCGACAUCACCUUACUCGUCUCUGUGUGCUUCCUCAUAUUCGGAUUGGCUACAUCCCUCAAAUUUGCUUGGAAACACACUUCCGAGCAGUUCAAUGAGUACUUCAUGAGCUACAUCAGGAUCGAUUCCGACGACGACAUUUACGACCACGUUAUGGAAUGGAUUAGGGUUCAGAAUGUCUCAAAAAACUCCCGCAAGCUGAUGGCCAAGACCGGACGGGAAAAUGCUUGGGAUCUGGUCGACGGCGACAUGGGAGUGCCUGAGCUCGACCCCAGCAAACUCGUGAACUUCAGCAAUUGGGAUGCCAAAGUUCCCCCAAGGUUUCAGCCCUCAUUUGGAAUUCACCGUUUCUUCCACAACGGAAGGUUGUUCCAGCUGACGCGUGAGAACAAACACGUGAUGCGCGAUGGUUGGGGAGGGAGUUCACUGCGAGACGAAGAGAACAUCACGUUGACUUGUGUCGGACGCUCGACGAAGCCAAUCAAAGAUCUCAUCAAAGUAGCCCGGGACCAUUACUUGGACAAGGAAAAGUCCUGUACUGUUGUCCGUAGGCCGUGUCCCAAGGAACAGAGGGGCAGAGGUCGUACACUAUGGAUGAAGGUUGCUACUCGACCUUCCAGACCGAUUGAGACCGUGGUAUUGGAUCAUGAGCAGAAGAACCGGGUGCUUGUCGACAUCAAUGAAUAUUUACAUCCAUCUACGCCUCGAUGGUAUGCUAACCGAGGCAUUCCAUACAGGCGAGGCUACUUAUUCCACGGUCCCCCAGGGACUGGUAAGUCCAGCCUUGCCUGGGCCAUUGCAGGGGUCUUUGGCCUAGACAUCUACUGCAUCUCCCUCGUGGAUCCCACACUGACGGAAGAGGACCUUGGCAUGAUGUUUACUAGCUUACCACGAAGAUGUGUCGUUCUCCUGGAAGACAUUGACAGCGCCGGUCUAAGCAAGCGUCAAGAGGAGGAGACAGUCGAGAAGCUCAAGCCAGAAGACGAAGCCGCCGCCAAGAUUGGCGCCGAAAUUACCAGAGCCAUCAAAUCUGUACAGAAAGAUGGAAAGAACAACAAGGAGAAUCAAGGCAUCUCUCUCUCGGGACUGCUGAACGCCAUCGAUGGAGUCGCCUCUCACGAAGGCAGAGUUCUCCUCAUGACGACAAACUUUCCGGACAAGCUCGACGAAGCCCUCAUUCGCCCUGGUCGAGUGGACAUGAAGGUCAAGUUCACCAAUGCUACUCGAUCCCAAAUCUGCGAGCUCUUCACUCGCAUGUAUACUCCCGAUACGCCUGCCAGCCUGGCCCCGGAGCAGAUCAGGCUCGGUCCUGUACCUAGGGCAAACGGAACUCUUCACCAAGCUACCCUUAAUGGUAGUCUUCUGCAGCCAAAAUCCGCAAAGAUCGAAGACGUCAUGACGCCUCCAGAAAGCCCUAAACAAGCCAAUACACCCACAACGACAUUCUCGCCCUCAAGUAUUGAAGAGAUUGCAGUUCAGUUCGCGGACCGCCUGCCAGAAGACAAAUUCACGCCUGCUGAGGUCCAAGGCUUCCUUUUGACCAGAAAGAAGGAACCUAUGAACGCCCUGGAGGAGGUCGAGGCUUGGAGGGAUGGAGUGCUGGAGGCUAGGGAAAGGAAGAGCAUGAGCAAGAAGGAGGUUGUGCCCUAA